GUGAUUAGUUUUACCGAAUCAACUUUGUUUUAAAUAAAAUAGAAAGAAAAGAAAAAGAAAAACAAAAUCCAACCUUAAAACAUAAACAUAGUACUAAACGAAACACAACACCAUCAUCUACUCAUCCAUCCGAAAGAACAUGAAGACGACGCGAUCAUCCUUAAUCCUCAUAUUAUCCAUAAUAAUAUCGGCAACAGAAUCAACAAGAGCUGACAAAAUAAAUACAGUGUUAGAGCUAGACGAAUCGAAUUUCGAUUCUACUAUUGCCGCCUACGACUAUGUCUUCGUCGAUUUCUACGCCCCUUGGUGCACCCAUUGCAAGCGCCUCGCUCCCGAGUUAGAUGUGGCUGCUCCAAUUCUCGCUGAAUUGAAGAAACCUAUAGUCAUAGCGAAAGUGAAUGCCGACAAGUAUACCCGUCUUGCUAGGAAACAUGAAGUCGAUGGAUAUCCGACCCUCAAGAUCUAUAUGCAUGGUGUUCCGACAGAAUAUUAUGGACCAAGGAAAGCAGAAUUACUCGUUCGUUUUCUGAGGAAAUUUGUUGCUCCUGAUGUUGUUGUCCUUAAUUCCGACUCAGCUAUAAGAGAGUUUGUUGAAGAAGCUGGGACACAUUUUCCUAUAUUUAUAGGUUUCGGUUUAAAUGAGACUUUGAUAUCAAAUCUAGCCAUAAAGUAUAAGAAGAAGGCUUGGUUUUCUGUAGCAAGUGAUUUCUCAGAUGAUGUAAUGGUACAAUAUGAUUUUGACAAGAUUCCAACUGUGGUAUCUAUUCAUCCAAGUUACGAUGAUCAUAGCAUCUUUUAUGGGCCCUUUGAAGAGGAAUUUUUGGAGGAAUUCAUAGAACAAAAUUUUCUUCCUUUGGCUGUGCCAAUAAACUAUGAUACACUGAAGGUACUGAAAGAUGAUCAGAGGAAAAUUGUCCUGACCAUCUUAGAGGAUGAGUCUGAAGAGAAAUCACAAAAGUUGAUCAAGACAUUGAAGGCCGCUGCAUCAGCAAAUCGCAAUUUGGUAUUUGGUUAUGUUGGGGUUAAACAAUGGGCGGAAUUUGCAGAGACAUUUGGUGCCAAGGGGACAAAACUACCAAAAAUGAUUGUUUGGGAUGGAGGCGAGGAGUAUCUUUCAGUUAUUGGCUCAGAAAGCAUUGAAGAGGAGGACCAGGGGUCUCAAAUCUCACAAUUCCUUGCAGGAUAUAGAGAAGGGAAAACAGAGCGGAAUAGAAUUAGUGGUCCAUCACUGAUGGGCUAUCUCAAUUCACUGAUUGGAGUUAGAACUGUGUACAUAAUUGUGUUUUUGGUUGCAAUGCUAAUACUGAUCCGACAUAUUAGCAAAGAGGAACCUCUAACGGUUGGUACCGGAGACCAAGUUGAACACGCGACAAGCUCUGAAGCUGAAAGCUCAGACUAUAGACCCGGGGAUAAGCAAGACUAGAGCCAGUCUUCUGCUCGGGGUUAGUGCAAGCGCUAGGAUGAAUCACGAGACAGUUUUACUGUAGGGAAAGCAACCACUUACUCCCAGGUUAUUCUGGAUCUCCUAGAUUUGAUAGAGAAUGAUCUCUUCCAUGAAUUUUUUUGAGUACCAGUGUUCAUCAGCUUUUGCACACGUUAGCCAAUUUGAUGAUUUGUGCUUUUGUUAUAAAAGACCUUUGUAUUUAUUUUUCAUCAUGAUAGCCUACGCUCUGCUCAUUUUUUUCCC
This is a messenger RNA of Populus trichocarpa (black cottonwood), 1687 nucleotides long. Its product is annotated as protein disulfide-isomerase 5-2. Gene Ontology annotation, biological process: protein folding; response to endoplasmic reticulum stress. The coding region runs from base 140 to 1423 and encodes 427 amino acids. Lineage: Eukaryota; Viridiplantae; Streptophyta; Magnoliopsida; Malpighiales; Salicaceae. Gene Ontology annotation, molecular function: protein disulfide isomerase activity. The record is from RefSeq and is a predicted model, not a curated record. Gene Ontology annotation, cellular component: endoplasmic reticulum. The transcript has 5 exons.